Leptopilina heterotoma is the source of this 3483-nucleotide messenger RNA. Its product is annotated as WD repeat-containing protein 6. Lineage: Eukaryota; Metazoa; Arthropoda; Insecta; Hymenoptera; Figitidae. The record is from RefSeq and is a predicted model, not a curated record. Gene Ontology annotation, biological process: tRNA methylation. Gene Ontology annotation, molecular function: protein binding. The coding region runs from base 192 to 3260 and encodes 1022 amino acids. Gene Ontology annotation, cellular component: cytoplasm. The transcript has 12 exons.
UUGUUUACCACGUUUUAGGUUUUAACAAUUGAUUGACAACAAUAAUAAAAUGUACAAAUUUAUAUCAAAUUUAUUUACAUGUUUUAUUACUUAAUAGUCAUGAAAAAUAGAUUUUUAUAAAAAAUUGAAUAUUUUCUUAAGUUAUUUUAACUGAUUUUAAUUAUACAAAAAAGAAUAUUAAGCAAUUAAUAAUGCUUUCAACUUACUCGAAAGCGGAUGUGCUAGCAAUUCGUUACGUUGAUGAUUUUAUUUGCCUAGGAUUGGCCUCAACUUUAUACGUAAUUAAUAAAUUGAAUUAUAAAGUUGAAACGAAAUUGAAUGUCCUUUAUCCUCACAGAAUACAUGGCAUCAAAAUAGCACCAGGCAAUAAAUUAAUUAUUUUUGGAGGCAAAAGUCUGAGAAUUUGCAAAUUUGAGAUUAUCGGCAGUCAAGUAAUACUUGAGAAUAUUUCGGAUAUUUACUCUUUUACUGACUGGAUAAUUGCGGUCGAAUUUUUUACAACUGAAGAUGAAAUAAAAUUGAUUAUUCUCUUUGCUCACAAUAAUUUAUAUAUUUGUGAUUUAUUUAACAAACACCAUCGAAAUAUAUGGUGCGAGGAAAAAUGUAUUUUAUAUGGAGGUAGUAUUUUCCCAAAAAAUUGCGAAAAUGCUAUUGUCUUUAGUGGAACGGUUUUUCAAGAAAUAUUAAUAUGGCAAGUAAAUGCUAACGAUUGUAAUAAUGUUGGAAUUCUACAUCGAUUAAAGGGACACAAUGGAGUCGUAUUUUCCGUUUCUUACGAUCCGUUGACGAAUAUUAUUUGCUCUACUUCGGACGACAGAACAGUAAGAUUAUGGAGCGUUCAUGACAAAAAAGAGAAGAACAAUUGCAAUUAUAUGGACUGGAGUAAUGUUUCUGUAAAUCUUUUAGCCACAAUGUAUGGUCACACUGCUCGAGUUUGGAGAGCAAUUAUAAAAAAGAAUACAGUUGUAAGCAUCGGAGAGGACUCACAAAUUUGUCUAUGGUCCACAAAAGGGGAUUUUCUGAAAAAAAUUCAAGCACAUCAUGGUUCACCAAUUUGGUGCCUGGAUAUAUCAUUGAACGAUGAGAGAAUGAUAACAGGAGCUGCUGACGGUUCCGUGUAUGUUUGGCCCUUUCCAUUUCUCAAUGAAACCGAUAAAAUUUGCACAUUAGGCGACGAUAUGAAGAAAACACCAAAAUUCACAUGUCAUCUCUCAAAUGGAACUGUUUUAGUUAUUCGAGAUGAUGGCGAGAUGAAUAUUUUCGAUUCAAUCACACACUGCUUGAAUACUUCAUUUAGUAUUCCAAAUUUUUCCUCAUAUUUAGUAAUUCAAUUGUCGCCAAAUCGAAAAUGUGUCAGUCUUGCAUCGAAGGAUGGUUUCAUUUCGAUUUACGAAGCAAUUAAUAAACACGAAAUAACGGAGAAAAUUAAUGAGAAAAUAAUGGAUGGUAAAAUAUUUUCCAUGCAGUGGCUGAAUGAUAAUUCUUUGCUGUUGUGCGGUUCUCAUGGACGUUUGAUAAUUAUCAAUAUUGAGACAGAUGGAAAUGUGAAAAUAUUAUCUGAAUAUAUUUUGCCUGAAAGUCGAGAGCGUUGGACGACUGCUGCAAUUUUAUACGCAAAUCUAAUAAUCUGUGGAGAUCGCGCAGGAAGUGUUUUUGUCUUUAAAAAAUCGUCCGAUGAUAAUGAUUCUCGUAAGCCAGUGCAAAUUUUCCAUAAAAUUCAUGGCAAAUUGGGAAUUCAAAGCUGCGCAAUUAGAGGCAAUAAAUUGAUAACAACUGGACGUGAUGGUCAUUUACGAUAUUAUGAAAUACGAAACGAGAAUGAUAAAUAUUUUUUGGAAUUAGAAUCUGCGAAUAAUAUGCCAAUGGAUUGGAUUAGUAGAAUUAUUGAAAUUGAAAAUGAACAAUAUGUGUUUGGUUUCAGCGAGGUUGAUUUUAUUGUCUACAGUGUCUCCCUACGCAGGGUAUUGGUGAGGAUUCCUUGUGGUGGUGGACACCGAUCUUGGGAUUGCAUUGUCGAUGAAAACACUCUUAAAUUCCUGUUUAUUAAAGAUAAGCAGAUUCAUUUACGAACUUUUCCUUUUCAAACACUGGCUCUAAGUCCCAUUGUGGAAGGAUAUCAUUAUAAGGAAAUUUAUUGUAUGGAGAAGUUAAAAAUAUUGAAAAAUCAGUGUCUUUUCGUUUCUGGUGGUGAAGAUUGUUCCCUUCGUGUCAGUCGUGGCAUUCAAUUAAAAUCAGGAGAAGGAAUUGAAGAUUUCGAAACUCUGAAUAUUAUUAAUGGCCACAUUUCCAGCAUAAAGUGUUUGGCUAUUUUGAAUAUUGAAAAUACAGAAUUGUACUGUAAGAAUUUAAUAUUCUCAGGAGGCGGAAGAGCUCAACUGAAAGUAUGGCAAUUGAGCGUUAAAUUGAAAAAUGGAGAAUUAUUGAAGGAUAAUUUAAGUUAUAAAUUACUGGAUUCGUUUAUGUUACGUGGCACUGACAAGGAACGGAAAAAAAUGAGUAAAACUUUGAAAAAUACCUAUGAUAUCGAUCCUGAAACUAGAUUUAUGGAUAUUAGUGUUCAAUCAUAUUCUGACGAUUCAAAUUCGGCUUUAAUUUUUGUAGCAUGCUCUGAUGGAUAUUUGAGAAUUCUUUCAUGGAGCGCAGAAUCAAAAUUCAAAGUUGAAAAUUCUAUUGAAUACAAUCGUUGCAUUUUGAAGGUUUAUUCGUUCAUGCAUCGAGAGAAUUUAAUUGUUUUGACAAUGGCUACUGAUGGAGUUGUCAACUUUUGGGAUUUUAGUUAUUUGCUUCCUAACAAUAGGAAUCGAAAAGUGACGAAUAAACCUUUCACUCAAUGGCGAAUUCAUCAAUCGGGCAUUAAUAGUUUUGAUAUUAAACAAAUUGAUAGUCAUAAAUAUUUGUUCGCUACUGGAGGAGACGACAAUCUUAUCAGUCUCAUUUUAUUUCAAAUAAAUCUUCUCGAAAAUGGCGAUUUAUCAGCUGAAAUUUUGAAGAAUAUUAAUUCUUCAGACUCUCAUUAUACACAAAUAACAGGUAUUAAAUUUUACCAAGAAAACAAAUUGUGCAGUGUUGGUACAGAUCAAAAAGUAAUUAUUCAUCGAUAUUCUCUUGAAAAUGAUGCGUUAUUAUUGGAAAAAGAAAAUGAAAUCGUUACAUGCGUUUCUGACGUUCAAGGCAUUACUCUAUCUGAAUUCAACGAAGAUGCCAAUACAUUUAUUUGUACAUAUGGAAAAGGAUUUGAAUUCAUUUCUGAAAAUGAAUAAUUAUAUAAUUUCCAACGAAAAUGUAAAUACGUGUUGGGAAAAAAAAUUUACAAAAUAUAAUUUUUUAUGCAAUGGUAACAAUAGAGUCUAUUUUUAAUUGUUACUAUUGCAAUUUAAAAGUACAUCUCUGCGAAUGUAUAUAUAUUUUAAAAUAAAUUUACAAUUUAGUUUAGUUUUAAUUUAAAUACAUAUAAUUCUUGAAUAAAAAAAAUUACUUUUUCGA